CAACGAAAACAAAUCUUAACAAAAAGCCCAAAAUCUUCACAGGACUCUAUAUAUAUUUCCUAUAUUAGGGUUAGCGAUAUCUCUCGCGUAUUUUCAAACUUUCAUCUUUAGAGCUUGAGUAGCCGCCGCUGCAACACCUUUUCUCUAGAUCAUCUCAGAAUGGAGACUCAGCUUAAGCAUGCUGUUGUUGUGAAAGUUAUGGGUCGCACUGGAUCCAGGGGUCAGGUGACCCAAGUGAGGGUUAAGUUUCUCGAAGACCAGACUCGUUAUAUCAUGAGAAACGUCAAGGGGCCAGUUAGGGAAGGUGAUAUCCUGACCUUGCUAGAGUCUGAGAGGGAGGCAAGAAGACUUCGCUGAAGUGUUCUCAUCUGUUUUACUUAUUAAUGUUAAACUGCAUUGAACUGCUGGAGUUCGCAACUAUUUUCAAACAUUUUGGUAGUGUAUGAGUUGGGUGAACACUUCUGAAGUGCCUUAGUGUUUCUGAAUAUUGAGUUAAAUGUUGUUUUCAAUUUGAAUAUCUUGGUUUUCUAA
Daucus carota subsp. sativus is the source of this 531-nucleotide messenger RNA. Its product is annotated as small ribosomal subunit protein eS28z/eS28y. NCBI's taxonomy places the organism in Eukaryota, Viridiplantae, Streptophyta, Magnoliopsida, Apiales, Apiaceae. The transcript is spliced from 2 exons. Gene Ontology annotation, biological process: ribosomal small subunit assembly; translation; maturation of SSU-rRNA. The record is from RefSeq and is a predicted model, not a curated record. Gene Ontology annotation, molecular function: structural constituent of ribosome. Gene Ontology annotation, cellular component: cytosolic small ribosomal subunit; ribosome. The coding region runs from base 160 to 357 and encodes 65 amino acids.